UAUAUGUCUUACUUUAGUUCCAAUGACUCAGGGGAGGUAAGGAGAGGAGGAGCUAAAUGCUGCCUUUAAUUUGAUGGGUCAGGGAUUGGGUGGUGCAGUAAUUCAGUAAUAAGAGGAAUAGUAGAGCAUUUUAGGAAUUUAACUUUAUUGUUAUUGUAGCAUGGCCAAUUCUGAACUAAUUCUUUCCAGCUUACUCCAGAAUUCUCAUUAAGAGUCCAAAGAUCUUUUUGGAAGAUGCACAAAGAAAUACAGAAAAUGAAGGAAAUUAUCCUUGUUUACCUUGACAGAAGUGGUGGCCUUGAGAAAUUUGUGCACGAUUGCAAAAAAUACAAUGACUCAAAACAAAGUUAUGCUGUAUAUCGUUUCGUUAUUUCAAUAAACCCUUCUGAUGUUGCUGAAUUGGAUGCAACUCUUGGGAACUACAUUCUUCAUAAGCCCAUGAAAGCUGCAGAGAUUUUUCAGUCAGUAUGUUUCAUAGCUAUUAAGACAUUAUCAUUAAUUGAACAAUUACAGACGGAGGCCCAAAUAAGCAUACUGCUGAAACCAACACAUUUGCCACCAUUACCGAGUUAUGUUCUCAGUCUUUCUGCAUUUCCAUUUAAUUACACAUCUAAGAGAUUUUAUAUGUCUGAAGGAAUAGUGAUUGCAAUGGGAACUGUCACAAAAUACACCCAAGGAGCAAGAUUUCUUUGCACUGGGGAAACCUGUCCAUUCUCUGAAGGGUUUAGGUACAUAAGGGUGCAUCUGCCCGGAGCUACAGAAUCUGCCACAGUGAGGAAUGACUUUGUGUGCAGUUUGUGUUCUUCACCACUGCAGGAAGAUAUGAAAUUCAGAGUACUUGGUGAUAAACAGAUAGUUGAAAUGAUUGAUGCCAAAGUUCUUCAUGCUUUAAAAGGAUAUUCCGACCAUAAAUCGCAUUUUAGGAUUCAGACAUUCACAGUUUUCUUGAGAGAUGAACUGGCCAAUAGAAUGACAAUAGGAAACCACUACAAGAUUAUAGGAAUUCCAGCUUGUGUACAAAAUGGCCCACAAGCUACAGUGUGUAUAGAAGUCAGUAGCGUACAGCUCUGUAAACCAAAUGGCCCUUCUUUCAUCGGUGAAAAUUUUAAGUAUCUACUCACACUGACCUCAAGUUCAUGCUGGAGAUUUACAGCCACGCUUGCCAAUAUCUUUGCUUCUCAAGUUGUUCCACCAGGCACUUACAAUACUCUUAAAUUAGCAAUAUUACUGAGUCUAGUACAGACGUGUGAAAUAGAAAAUGCAGAUUACCUCGAUCUACUGAUUGUGACAAGUGACACUCUAAUAACUGAUAGGCUUCUGAAUUACAGCCUAUGUCUCCUGCCUCGUGGCAUACGACACCCAUCCUCUAGUGACAUCUUUCCUUCUGUGUCCAAAGAUAAACAUGGAACUGGAAGUGCUAGUAUUCAAGCUUGCAGUGCUCUGCUGGCUCAGGGUGGUAUCUGUUACAUAGGAGACUUAUCUUCAUACAAAAAGGAUAAACUUGAACUCCUGCAAUCUGUCCUAGAGAGCAGGAUGACAACACUGUUCAUUCCUGGGAAGAAGUAUGGAGAAGAGGCUGACCAACAAGUGACUAUUUCAGUUCAGACCAACUUCUGGUCUUAUGUAGAUGUGGGUUCUUCCCCAAGGAAACAUACAGCAAGGGACAGCUUUUUAAUUGGGCAGAUGGACUUGAGUUUGAUUCCACCUAAUCUUUUAGAUGUUUUUGGGCUGUUGAUAUACAAUGAAUUUCCUUCGAGUCAGCUGUCUUUUCCUGUAGUGCAUCAUGUCUUGCAAAAAGCCAUUAAUCCUGAAGCCAUGCUGUACAGAGUCUCACAGCAGUUCAGAACACAGGAUUAUGAAGAGUUUAUUUUGUUCGCAAAGAAUCUUCAUGUCCAACUGAGUUCUGAAGCAGAAAACCUCAUUCAGGGCUACUAUCUUGCAAGUCGUAGAGUGAGGAGAGAUUCUUCACAUGGAUCAACAUUAUCAGCAUCUGCACUAAAAAUCCUGAUUUCACUAUCCAAAGCUCAUACUAAACUAAGUUUGAGGAGGAAAGUCCUUGAGGAAGACGCACUGAUUGCCAUCCUGUUGUUUGAGUCAUCUCUUACCCUAAAACAUGGUAAGUCAGCAUUGUGCAUAGAACCAAAUGCAGUAUUUCCAUUUGACCUCAGUGAUGAAAGCAGCCUGCAACAGAGAGAUAUUUACCUACUGCAGUGCCACCAUCAACUGCUCCAAUUUAUUAGUGCAUAUAGCCCAGGGACUUACAUUAGCAGUAAUGAAGAAUGAACUCUGCUGUGAGUCUGAGGCUCCUACUUCAGCUUUCUGGGACUGCAGAGAAAUAGACAACUGUUUUCAGUGCUAUUUUGCAAAGAAAUAAAGCAUAGCGGAUAGGAUUUAAUUGAAGUUUCCUGGCAACACUGAAGAAAGGCAGAAGUGAUGUUUCUAUUCUGGAAGGAUACGGCUUCAGAAUAAAGCCAGAACCUGAACUUCUAUUCCCAGCUUCCACUAUCAUUUAACUGGAUGAACAGAGACAAGUUUUAAUAAGGUAACUAACAUUUAAACCAAGAAUGCAGAAUAUUGUAUUUCAUUUCAACUAUGACCUGUACUUUUUGCUGUUUCUUCUUUUUAAAUGCAUUAUCCAGCAAGGAAUAGUUUAAAUACACUACAAAGAACAGUACUGAUGUAAGACAACUUUAGUUAUUCGUGUACAUGAAUAACAUGAAUUUAUAGUACUAUAAAUUUUAAGAUUUAUAUCACCAAACUGCUUCUUGCUUUAUGUCUCAGUUUUACAUUAUAGCACCAUCAUAUCAGCACAGGAUGCAGGUAUGCUCCUGCAAUCUGACAUAAAGCUUAGAUAAGGACACUGGAGACAGGAAAGCAAAAAGAAUUAUUGGUAGGCCCACCAGGGAGGAAGCAGCUCAAGGAGUGCCAGUCUAACUGCCUCAUUGCAAAAAUGAAUGUAAAGACUGAUACAGUGGAUAUGCUCCUCCAAAUAAGGACUUUUCUUACUUUCUCCUCCUAGCAAUGAUGUAGUUGUAGGCACAACACUGGGCAAGUUUCACAUCAGAUGUCCACAUUAAAUGCAGCAGAACAAUGUACAGACUUCUACUCAAAGAUGGAUAAACU
Phasianus colchicus (ring-necked pheasant) is the source of this 3123-nucleotide messenger RNA. RefSeq names its product minichromosome maintenance domain containing 2 (gene MCMDC2). Gene Ontology annotation, biological process: double-strand break repair via break-induced replication. Gene Ontology annotation, molecular function: ATP binding; single-stranded DNA helicase activity; DNA binding. Gene Ontology annotation, cellular component: nucleus. NCBI's taxonomy places the organism in Eukaryota, Metazoa, Chordata, Aves, Galliformes, Phasianidae. The record is from RefSeq and is a predicted model, not a curated record.